Lodderomyces beijingensis is the source of this 906-nucleotide messenger RNA. Lineage: Eukaryota; Fungi; Ascomycota; Pichiomycetes; Serinales; Debaryomycetaceae. The record is from the annotation of a GenBank genome assembly.
AUGGUCUACUUGAUGAUUUGGCCGCUGACUUUUUUCAUCUCUGUUCAACUCCAACGUUUUUGUCGAUCACCAUACCUGUUCCCACCUCAACACGCCAAUUUCCAAAACGGACCACAUCACACAGACUUGACAUUUUUCAAGUUUUUAACCAUAGAACAAGUCAAUUCCAAUGCACAACGAAUCAACACCAAAAUCAUCACGCGAGGCAUCAAGUCCGCAUCUCACAACCUACCUUUUAACUCGUGGCAUUUGGCACCGGCAUUUCUCCUAACCUCGUCAUGGCUAAUCCUCAACUUCGACUACUUGUUAAUAGAGCCCAUUCGUACCUGGAAAGAUAUACUAGCAUGGACCUCGUACGUAUUGGGACACGUUACAGUCCCCAUACUAACAGCAGUCUGGCUCUAUGCAUUCCACGCUCCGGGAGUCGUGAAAUCAUACGGCUUUGAUGGCGAAGAUUUCCCCGACUCGGAAGCCAACUAUGAAAUGUUGGGGUACGCGGCGGGCUUAAUCCGAGUUGACGAUGCCUUGGGCACACACUGGAACUCAAAGGGGUUCCGUAUGUCCCCCAUUGUGUUUGGAGCCGUGCCUUCAUUGCACUCAGCAAUGGCAGUGAUGACGUUUUUCUUUGUUGCUUUUUACGCGAGGUGGACCAUACUCAAGCUUGCAGCUUUGGGAUUUGUCAUUUUGCAAUGGUGGAGCACGCUAUAUUUUGACCACCAUUGCAGAUUGGAUCUAUACGCGGGGAUGCUGUACGCCAUAUGUUGGUUUACCAUUAUUUAUUUGUGGCGAUUACAAAAGUUGAAUGCCAGGGUUGUUCAAAAGAGAUUAAACUGGCAGUUUAAUGACGGAGGAAGUACGAUGGGGAUGAGAGUUUUCCGAAAUACCAGCUUGCAGUCGACCCGUUGA